AGCACUGUCCCAAGGACCUGGCUCUGGGUUUUCAGGAAUUGGUUUUGACUAAGGCCAGCGUGCUGCUUCCUCUGGUCCCUGAGUUGACAGGGUUGGCAAUAUCAAUCCCAGAUUCCCAAUGGCACAGAUUGAGAAGAAUUCUCAUACCCUGGAACAGAAUUCAACAGUAUUGAGCACUCUGGAAGUGGAUGGAGUUCUUUUGCCAACACCAUCAAGAGAACUGUGGGAAAAAAUCUGCAACUUUCAAGCCAGGCCUGAUGAUCUUAUUCUGGCAGCCUACCCAAAGUCUGGCAUGACCUGGACGCAAGAAAUUUUAGACAUGAUUCAAAAUGAUGGUGAUGUGGCGAAGUGCCAAAGAGCCACUUCUACAGAUAGACACCCUUUCCUUGAAGUAGUGUUUUCCUAUAAAAGAAAACCUGAUUUGGAGAUAGCUCUUGAAAUGCCCUCACCACGGAUGUUAAAAACUCACCUUCAAUUACACCUUGUGCCACCAUCUGUCUGGAAACAAAACUGCAAGAUUAUCUAUGUGGCCAGAAAUGCCAAAGAUUGCCUGGUAUCUUUCUACCACUUUCACAGGAUGAUCUCAUUACUUCCUGACCCUCAGAGCUUCGACGAAUUUUGUGAAAAGUUCAUGUCAGGAGAAGUGAUGUAUGGGUCCUGGUAUGACCACGUGAAGGGGUGGUGGGCUGCAAAAUACCAACACCGGAUCCUCUACCUCUUCUAUGAAGACAUGAAAAAGAAUCCAAAACGUGAGAUCCACAAGAUGCUGGAAUUCUUAGAGAAAACCUUGUCAGAGGACGUUAUAAAUAAGAUCGUCCACCAUACCUCAUUUGAAGUAAUGAAGGAAAAUCCCAUGGCCAACCAAACUGCUGUUCCUUCCAACAUAUACAAUCACACCAUCUCGCCAUUCAUGAGGAAAGGAAUGCCUGGAGACUGGAAAUACCAUUUCACUGUGGCUAUGAAUGAGAAAUUUGAUGAGCAUUAUAAGAAGAAAAUGGCAGGGACCACACUGACCUUCUGCACAGAGAUCUAAGAAAAGAAAAAAAAAGGAGAAUAUGCCAAGUGCCUUUUAUUGUAUGGGGCAGGGAGUUGAGGCUCAGUGUGAAGCUUAUUAGCAUUCAGUUUCUGUCUUCCAGGGGCUUGGCUAGACUGCUAUAGAAGUAAAACAUGAUUUAAAAUAUUGACCAACAUGCUACUACAGUAAAUAAAAUAAGUGCAUUGGAAAGCAGUGGCUGGGCUCCAUGGAGACUUUUAAAUGCAAGUGUGUUUUUUUGUGCAUAAUUGGUAAGGCAAGAACAAACAAUUGCAUGUUGCAUUCACGUGUGUAACCUAACAUGGAUUUCACAGCAAACAAGAGAUCAGUAUUAUGAACCUAUCACUAAGAGAAGAGACUAUGGCUAGGCGUGGAGCUUUAUCUAUAAGUAAUUACUUGUAAUAGAGAAGAGCUGAUAAGUAGGGUUCAGUCAUAAUUGAUCUAAUAUGGAGAUAUGCAACUAAAUUGCCUCUGAAAAAAUAAAUCAAUGAGAAAGCAAGGUUACUUUUCUCAAAUUUGAUUAGUACCCAGUUUUUUAAGCAAAAGAGCUUGAAUUCAAGAAAUCAAGCAGCGAGUACUGAAAAAUCUUUCCUUAAUGUAAAUGCAUCUGCUCUAUGUACCUGAUCUGUAAACCAAGAUUUGGGACAAAAGCACCAUGACUGUGUUGCCAUUUCUCUUGACAGUCUCCCUUGAAUCAAUUCAACAAGCAUGAUCUCAGAUUUAUUAUAAAUUUAGGGCUUCAGCUAUGCUCCACUAAAGCCCUGGCUUUUUAUAUGACUGAACACAACUGUCUCUUUAGGAGGGAGUAGUCCUGAGAGGCUUUGGUAUUGUGGGUAGUGCCACCUGGGCAGAUGGCCUCAGAAAGGUGACUAUCCAGUGGAGACCAGGGCUGCACCUACCUGUCCGCUAGAGAGCAAGGCAUGUGCCAGAAAGGGGGAGAAUUUGGAGAUGUUAAACUCAGAAGUAAAAUGAGAGCAACUGAAGAUGUCUCAGUUACCAUCUCGACAGGUGGUGAGGAACAGCAUACAGAGGUCCUAAUGCACAGAACAAAGUAACCUCUCAGUGGUUGUGAUUAUUGUCCCUACCUCACUGUGGAAAUAAGGCGGUGAUAUUUCCCCGAGGCAAAGGAGAAAUUCUAUCCAUGCUCUGGCAAAGUUAUACAGUAGAUAAUGAGAUAUUUAAAUAAGAAAGGAAAGCAGCUAGUCCCUAGAGCCUGCUGUAAGGAAGGAGGACAGAGAUGGUACAUCAGCUGAGAGGUGUCCCUGGGGUGAAGUUUCCCAGGCUGCCACCAUCCAACCCGGUAGCCCAACUACCUAGAAUAGAACCUUCAUGUUGUGCUGAUGAUCCAGGGGGAGAGAUUUCCACCACUGCUCCUUAAAGGCAUAGGAAGAAUAAAAGAGAUUCUUUGAUCACCACGGAAUUAUUGGUGCACUUAAAGGACCGGUGUGCUUCGCAAUUUGAGAGGAGAAAAGACAUAACAAAUAGUGAGUUCUGGGACCCAAGGUAUUGUCCAAGUCCAAAGUAGGCCUCAGAAGUGGAGCAGGGAGACAAAAGGAAAAGUGAGCCUUGUUUUCCUACUUGGAAGUGAUUCUCUAUUGAUUGAAAAGCAAUUGAAUGGUGUGAAUAAAGACAUU
Molecule: messenger RNA, 2667 nt
Organism: Cynocephalus volans (Philippine flying lemur)
Lineage: Eukaryota; Metazoa; Chordata; Mammalia; Dermoptera; Cynocephalidae
Product: sulfotransferase 1C3-like
Exons: 8
Coding region: 119-1033 (304 amino acids)
Biological process (GO): sulfation
Cellular component (GO): cytoplasm
Molecular function (GO): sulfotransferase activity
Source: RefSeq, a predicted model, not a curated record